UCACAUAGAGCGCGGCAAGCAGAGCACAUACAUAUUGGCUGCUGUUCACUCUCAAGUUUUUCUUCCAACUCUGCUAUUAUUGGAGAGAGUGCCUGGGUAUUUUUCAAUUCAUCAAAGAAGAAAAGAGAGUUGAGCUUUCCUUCCCCAGUUAUCUUUGCUGCUAUCUUUGAAGGUUGGCUGAGACUCAGACUCACAGAGAUGCUGAAGAUGAUGAUGCGAACAAAUGCUGCUGCUUCUUCUUAUUGCAGCAGCAGCAGCAGCAGAGGUAUGCCUCGUCUUCACCCUAACUCCACUGUUGUUUUCGUCAACAAUUACUUUGCUUUCUUCUCUCGCUCUCAAGCUUCUAAAGCAAAAAAUUCUAGAAGAAGAAGAACCCAAAUAGACCAGCUAGCGAAAGACUUUCCCAAAAUCACAAAUGUUGAGGAUGCUCUCAAAGUGUUUGAUAGAAUGCUUCAAUUGCGUCCCCUGCCUCCACUUUUUCGUUUUACUCAAGUCUUGUGCCUAGUUGCGAGAUUGAAACAGUAUUCGACGGUCAUCUCGUCAUAUAACCAAAUGGCUGUGUCGGGAAUGGUACCUGAUGUUUAUGUUCUGAACAUUCUCAUUAAUUGUUUUUGUCAUUUGAACCAAAUGGGGUCUAGUUUUUCUGUCUUGGGAAAAUUAUUCAAACUUGGUUUUGAACCAAGUGUCUCUACCGUCAACACUCUAAUCAACGGCUUUCUUCUCGAGAAUAGAGUGGUUGAGGCAGCAGGAAUUUUCAAUAAAAUGAUCAAGGCAGGUAAUUGUCAGCCUAAUGCUAUUACUUUCGGCACGCUAGUCAAAGGCCUUUGCAUGAAAGGCAACAAUGGUGCUGCUAUUCAGUUGCUGAGGAAAAUGGAGGAAAGAGCUUUCAAGAUUGACCUUAUUGUCUAUAACACGAUUAUCGACAGUCUUUGUAAAGAUACACUACUUGUUGAUGCAUUGAACCUCUUCUCAGAAAUGAUAAGCAGGGGUAUUGCCCCAGACGUCAGGACCUAUACAGCGUUGAUUCAGGGAGCUUGCAAAUUAGGCAAGUGGAAAGAAGCUACAAGGUUGUUGAAAGAAAUGGAGAGUAAAAAUAUUUUUCCAAAUGUGCACACCUUCACUGUCUUGGUAGACACACUUUGCAAGGAGGGCAUGGUUGUGGAAGCAGAAGGUGUGGUCGAAAUGAUGAUUCAAAGGGAUAUGGAACCUAAUGUGGUUACGUACAGUUCACUUAUGAAUGGUUACUGUUUGCAAGGAGAAAUGGACAAGGCGAAAAAGGUUUUUGAACUAAUGCUUAGCAAGGGGUCCAUGGUUAAUGGUUUUAGUUAUGCCAUAUUGAUAAAUGGAUACUGUAACCAGAAAAAAAUCGAUGAGGCCAGGAUGCUUUUUCUGGAUAUGUCUCGUAUGGGACUGGUUCAAGACAACAUUAUUUGUAACAUUAUUAUGGACGGUUUUUGCAAAGUGGGUAGAACACAGGAUGCACAAAAGGUGUUCUUUGAGAUGCAGACUUCAGGCCAACUUCCAGAUGUUAUAACUUAUACUGUUCUACUGGAUGGCCUGUGUAAAAACCGACAGCUUUCUAAAGCAAUGCAAUUGUUUCGAGAGAUGGAAGGCAAGAAGUUGGAUAUUGAUAUUAAGAUUUACAGCAUUCUUAUUAAUGGUUUGUGCAUAGCUGGAAAAAUUAAAUCUGCAAGGGAUCUCUUUUGUGGUUUAUCAUCAAAAGGACUUCAACCUGAUGUAGUGACACACAAUGUAAUGAUUAAUGGACUCUGUCUCGGUGGCCUAACAAGUGAAGCAGAAGAGUUGCUUAUUGAAAUGGAAGAGAAAGGGUGCUCUCCAAAUGAUCGGACCUAUAACACGAUUAUCCGCGGGCUUAUCAAUAACAAUGAGACAUCAAGGGCGAUGGUACUUAUUCGACAAAUGGUGGAGAAGGGUUUCUCUGCGGAUGUGUCAACAAUGGAAUUGAUAGUAAAUUUAUUGUGCAAAGAUGAAGUCGAUCCUGCUUUGUUGCCAUUGAUAAGAAAAUCAUUGUGAAAUUUAUAUCCAUCUGUGGACAAUGAAAUUUGAAACUGCUGCACCUUUGACAACGAUGAAGUUAUUAUAUUAUACCUGGUAUGCCUGGUAAAUCCCAAUGUUUAUAUAUUCUUUAUUCAUUACGCUGAAACACCAAACAAACAUUUCGUGGAAGGAGUAGAAGCCAUCUAUUAUUCGUGGAACUGCAUCAGUAGCAGAAUCGACCCCUUGUUACUCUGUCGUUAGCUUCUCAAUCAAAGCUGCAAAUUGCAAUGGCCACAACAUCAAGGUCAUCACCAUCCCAUGCAUUAUAUUUUAAGUUAUGUAAAGAAUGUAACACUCAUAGAAUUUAUUUCAAUCCUGGCAGCAAUUCUUAUUACCACACUUUUCUUAAAUAAAAAAUUGACAACAAUUACAAUUAAAUAAAAAAUUGAAAAUUUAUUAUAAAAAAGAAAGAAGGUACAUAUAAAGAAUGAAUGGAGGUCCUGUGCUUUAUUUGUUAUCACUUA
Molecule: messenger RNA, 2522 nt
Organism: Prunus persica (peach)
Lineage: Eukaryota; Viridiplantae; Streptophyta; Magnoliopsida; Rosales; Rosaceae
Product: putative pentatricopeptide repeat-containing protein At1g12700, mitochondrial
Exons: 2
Coding region: 199-2034 (611 amino acids)
Molecular function (GO): protein binding
Source: RefSeq, a predicted model, not a curated record